Funneliformis caledonium is the source of this 338-nucleotide messenger RNA. The record is from the annotation of a GenBank genome assembly. NCBI's taxonomy places the organism in Eukaryota, Fungi, Glomeromycota, Glomeromycetes, Glomerales, Glomeraceae.
CUUCAAUAUCAUCUUCAACUGGUAAACCUGAUGCAAUGAUCACAGAUUUUCCAUCGAUAUCACCCAAACAUACAGCAAUUUACAAUGAAGGUAUCAAGCGUAAGAAACUAGAAGCUUUUGAUGAUUCACAAACAAAACAUAUUAAAAUCAAUUCAAAUGCUCAAUCCAUCCUUGAGAAAAUAGUCGAAGAGCAGCUAAAACAAUGCAUAAUGAUUAAUACUCUACAAGAAAGCAAUGAUGAAUUAAAACAUAAGAUCUUUGAAAAUCGCAAGCUUUUACAAAACAUUCUUACUAUUUUAACAUUAGGAUUACUAACCAUAAUUAAUGAAUUAACGUAA